Molecule: messenger RNA, 2842 nt
Organism: Manihot esculenta (cassava)
Lineage: Eukaryota; Viridiplantae; Streptophyta; Magnoliopsida; Malpighiales; Euphorbiaceae
Product: subtilisin-like serine-protease S
Exons: 11
Coding region: 311-2608 (765 amino acids)
Biological process (GO): proteolysis
Molecular function (GO): serine-type endopeptidase activity
Source: RefSeq, a predicted model, not a curated record
CACCAUGUAUCCUUCAUGAAUAAUUGGUCACUAAUUUUGUUAUUAUUAUUAUUAUUAAUAAAUAAUAAAAAAAAUAAUAAUAAUACCUCAUUCUCAUUCCCAUUCCCAUCCCAUCACUCCAACAUCACAUUCACAUAUAUUUCUCUUCUCUGCAGACCAAUUAUAAUUCCCUCUGUACACCGUUUUCUCUUCUCUCUCUUCCAUGGCGUACUAAUUUUACAACCAGAAAAAAAAAAAAAAAGAAGCCCAACUCUUCCUCCUCCUUCUCCUCCUUCUCAGUAACAUUUACAGCACACUAGGGAAAGUCGAGAUGGGUGCUUCACUCUGUAGUUGUCGGUGGCUUUGCAUCUUCAAUCUGCUAUUGCUUUGUGUUUUUGUUGGACAGUUUGGAUUUUGCUUUUCUUCUAAGGCUUAUGUUGUUUAUAUGGGAAGCAAAAAUAUUGGAGACCACCCAGACCACAUUCUUGCCCAAAACCACCAAAUACUCGCCGCUGUUCACGGUGGCAGCAUUGAACAAGCGCGGGCCUCUCACCUUUAUAGCUACAAACAUGGCUUCAGGGGAUUUGCUGCCAAGUUAACGGACGAACAAGCUUCCCAGAUUUCUAAGAUGCCUGGAGUGGUCUCUGUGUUUCCCAAUUUGAAACGAAGGCUUCACACCACUCACUCUUGGGAUUUCAUGGGUCUCUUGGGUGAAGAAACAAUGGAGAUUCCUGGAUAUUCUACUAAGAACCAAGUUAACAUUAUUAUUGGUUUCAUAGAUACAGGAAUCUGGCCUGAAUCUCCAAGUUUUAGCGAUGAUGACAUGCCCCCAGUGCCAGCCAGAUGGAAGGGGCGGUGCCAAUCAGGAGAAGCAUUCAAUGCCUCAUAUUGCAACAGGAAAGUGAUUGGAGCAAGAUACUAUAUGAGUGGCUAUGAAGCUGAAGAAGAUUCAGACAAAAUAUUGUCAUUUAGAUCUCCAAGGGACAGCUCUGGUCAUGGCAGCCACACAGCCUCAACUGCUGCAGGUCGUUAUGUGUCAAAUAUGAAUUACAAGGGGUUGGCAACUGGGGGAGCUAGAGGUGGUGCACCAAUGGCCAGAAUUGCAGUGUACAAAACUUGUUGGGACUCCGGUUGCUAUGAUGUUGAUUUACUAGCUGCCUUCGAUGAUGCGAUUAGAGACGGGGUUCAUAUAUUGUCUUUGUCUCUGGGUCCAGAUGCCCCUCAGGGAGAUUAUUUCAAUGAUGCCAUCUCUAUUGGAUCAUUUCACGCUGCUGCUCGUGGAGUGUUGGUAGUUGCUUCAGCCGGAAAUGAAGGAAACCAAGGUUCUGCAACAAAUCUCGCCCCAUGGAUGAUUACAGUUGCUGCCAGUUCAACAGAUAGGGACUUUGCAUCUGAUAUCAUAUUAGGAAAUGCUGCUAAUUUUUCGGGUGAAAGUCUCAGUCUCUUUGAAAUGAAUGCUUCUGCAAGAAUCAUCUCUGCCUCUGAAGCCUAUGCUGGAUACUUCACUCCUUACCAAUCCAGUUAUUGCUUAGAGAGUUCCUUGAAUAGUACUAAAGCCAGAGGGAAAGUCCUUGUCUGUCGACAUGCUGAGAGUUCAACAGAAUCUAAGCUGGCAAAGAGUACAGUUGUCAAAGAAGCUGGUGGAGUUGGGAUGGUCCUUAUUGAUGAGGCAGAUCAAGAUGUUGCCAUUCCCUUUCUAAUUCCCUCUGCCAUUGUUGGAAAGGAGAUAGGGAACAAGAUCCUAUCUUAUAUUAAUGGCACACGAAAACCAAUAGCAAAAAUAUCCCGUGCAAAGACGGUUUUGGGUUCUCAGCCUGCACCACGGAUUGCAGCAUUUUCUUCCAAAGGACCCAAUGCUUUAACCCCUGAAAUUUUGAAGCCUGAUGUCACAGCUCCUGGACUUAACAUCCUCGCAGCAUGGUCUCCUGCAGUUGGGAAAAUGCAUUUCAACAUUCUUUCUGGAACUUCCAUGGCCUGCCCACAUGUAACAGGAAUUGCAGCCUUGAUCAAAGCAGUUAAUCCUUCUUGGUCUCCAUCUGCCAUCAAAUCUGCAAUCAUGACUACUGCUACCAUCCUCGACAAAAACCUCAAUCCCAUUACAGUGGAUCCUAGUGGAAGAAGAGGUAACGCUUUUGAUUAUGGAUCAGGAUUUAUUGAUCCAACAAGUGUCCUUGAUCCCGGUCUCAUAUAUGAUGCACAGCCAACAGACUAUAAAGCUUUUCUCUGUUCAAUUGGUUACGAUGAGAGAUCGCUGCAUUUGGUUACGAGAGACAAUAGCACAUGUAAUCAGACUUUGACAACAGCUUCCGACCUCAAUUAUCCUUCCAUCACUGUGCCGAAUCUUAAAGGCAACAUCUCUAUAACUCGAACAGUGACGAAUGUUGGCAAACCAAGAAGCAUUUAUAAAGCUGUAGUGUCUAAUCCUGUUGGAAUCAAUGUCACUGUUGUGCCGAAGCGGCUAGUCUUCAACAGCUACGGCCAGAAGAUUAAGUUCACUGUGAAUUUGAAGGUUGCAGCUCCAUCAAAGGGCUAUACAUUUGGGUUUUUGACAUGGAGAAAUAGAAUGACAAGGGUCACUAGCCCUAUAGUUGUUCGGGUUGCAUCUUCAACUAUGGGGUUGAUGAGAUGAUGUGGCUUCGUUUGUAUAUAUGUUGGUCAAGGAGGUUUGAGAUCCACAGCCUACAAAAUGAAAUAUUAAUGCAAAAAUAUAACUGACAUUGUAAAUCGACGGUGACGGCCAUUAUAUUCUUGGAUCACACAAGCUGCUGAAUUUAUUCGAAGAUUAUUUUGUUAUAGCGGAUAAUAAAAUAUGGGAAUAUAUAUAUAAGUUAAAGAAUAAAUUUUCCAUUGUUUUAAUUGUUAA